Molecule: messenger RNA, 3410 nt
Organism: Sycon ciliatum
Lineage: Eukaryota; Metazoa; Porifera; Calcarea; Leucosolenida; Sycettidae
Product: transitional endoplasmic reticulum ATPase-like
Exons: 27
Coding region: 165-2651 (828 amino acids)
Biological process (GO): retrograde protein transport, ER to cytosol; mitotic spindle disassembly; autophagosome maturation
Cellular component (GO): cytosol; nucleus; VCP-NPL4-UFD1 AAA ATPase complex
Molecular function (GO): ATP binding; ATP hydrolysis activity; polyubiquitin modification-dependent protein binding
Source: RefSeq, a predicted model, not a curated record
ACUAUCUUUUCCCUGUUUGGGUAGAAAGUCUUUCAGUCUGUUCAGUCUUGGCUUUUUUUCUGUUGCCUUGCUGCAGUUGAGAGAGUCCUCGUUCUUUGUAUUAAUUUCGUGCUAGUGCGCUUUUCUUUCCUGUAUCGCUUCACAACUGUGUCCCCUUGUUCAUCAUGGCUGAAAUAAAGGCUCCUGAUCCAAAAGACGAUGUCGCCACGGCCAUUCUCAAUCGCAAAGCAAAGCCUAAUAGGCUGUUUGUGGAUGAUGCCAUCAAUGACGAUAACUCAGUCGUCACUCUUUCUCAGGAAAAGAUGGAUGAACUUCAGCUUUUCAGAGGUGAUACUGUUCUCAUCAAAGGAAAGAAGCGCCGCGAUACGGUCUGCAUUGUUCUGUCUGAUGAGCAGGCAACAUCAUCAGAGCGCAUCCGUAUGAACCGUGUUGUGAGACAAAACUUACGAGUUCGCACCGGCGACGUUGUCAGUGUGCAGCCAUGUCCUGAUGUCAAGUAUGGGAAGAGGAUUCAUGUUCUGCCUAUUGAUGACACAGUGGAAGGUUUGAGCCGGGACAGUAACCUGUUUGAGGUGUACCUCAAGCCGUAUUUCAUGGAGGCAUAUCGUCCUAUUCGAAAAGGUGAUGUGUUCCUGUGCCGUGCCGGUAUGCGCCCAGUUGAGUUCAAGGUCAUUGAGACAGACCCAGCUCCGUUUUGCAUUGUUGCCCCGGAUACAGUCAUUCACUGCGAUGGUGACCCGAUUAAGCGCGAAGAGGAAGAAGACAGCCUCAACGAAGUUGGUUACGAUGACAUUGGAGGCUGCCGCAAGCAGUUGGCUCAGAUCAAGGAGAUGGUUGAGCUCCCUCUGAGACAUCCCGCCCUUUUCAAAACGAUUGGUGUCAAGCCACCCCGUGGAAUUCUUCUGUUUGGCCCACCGGGUACCGGUAAAACUCUUAUUGCCAGGGCCGUGGCCAACGAGACCGGCGCUUUCUUCUUCCUCAUUAACGGUCCCGAGAUCAUGAGCAAAAUGGCCGGUGAAUCCGAGAGCAAUUUGCGAAAAGCGUUUGAGGAAGCAGAAAAGAAUUCUCCUGCCAUUAUCUUCAUUGAUGAAUUGGACGCCAUUGCUCCAAAGCGUGAGAAGACACACGGUGAAGUAGAACGACGCAUUGUAUCGCAGCUGCUUACGCUCAUGGAUGGCUUGAAGCAGCGCUCUCACGUCAUAGUCAUGGCUGCCACCAACAGGCCUAACUCCAUUGACGGUGCUCUCCGACGUUUCGGUCGCUUUGAUCGUGAAGUCGACAUUGGUAUUCCGGAUGCCACUGGACGCCUGGAGAUUCUUCGCAUCCAUACCAAGAACAUGAAGCUGGACGAGGAAGUCGAUUUGGAACAGAUCGCAUCUGAAACGCAUGGUCAUGUCGGUGCCGACAUGGCAGCUUUGUGCUCUGAGGCUGCGCUCCAACAGAUUCGUGAGAAGAUGGAUCUGAUUGAUUUGGAAGAUGACACCAUUGAUGCUGAAGUGCUCAAUUCUCUUGCUGUCUCCAUGGACAACUUCCGAUUUGCAAUGAGCAAGAGCAGUCCUGCGGCCCUCCGUGAGACAGUCGUAGAAGUACCCAACGUCUCCUGGAACGAUAUUGGUGGUCUGGAGUCUGUCAAGCUGGAACUUCAAGAGCUCGUCCAGUAUCCAGUCGAGCAUCCAGACAAAUUCCUCAAGUUUGGCAUGACCCCCUCAAAGGGCGUCUUGUUCUAUGGUCCACCUGGCUGUGGUAAGACACUGCUGGCAAAGGCUAUUGCCAACGAGUGCCAGGCUAACUUCAUCUCCAUCAAGGGACCCGAGCUCUUGACCAUGUGGUUUGGAGAAUCAGAAGCCAAUGUCCGUGAUGUCUUUGACAAGGCCCGUGCAGCUGCACCAUGUGUACUGUUCUUUGAUGAACUGGAUUCCAUUGCAAAGUCUCGUGGAGGUAGUGCCGGUGAUGGAGGUGGUGCCGCUGACCGAGUCAUCAACCAAGUGUUGACAGAGAUGGACGGUAUGAAUAGUAAGAAGAAUGUCUUCAUCAUUGGCGCCACCAAUCGACCGGACAUUAUUGACUCGGCUAUUCUUCGCCCGGGACGUCUUGAUCAGCUGAUCUACAUUCCUCUUCCGGACGAGCCUUCGCGUAUUGGAAUUCUGAAGGCCAAUCUUCGCAAGUCACCUGUAUCAGGGGAUGUUGACCUAACUUACCUCGCCAAAGUAACACAAGGCUUCUCUGGUGCUGAUUUGACAGAAAUCUGCCAGCGGGCAUGUAAGCUAGCCAUUCGUGAAUCCAUCCAGAAGGAUAUCAAGAGAGAACGACUGCUGCAAGAAAACCCAGAUGACAUGGAUGUCGAGGAGGACCCUGUUCCUGAGUUGCGACGGGAUCAUUUCGAGGAGGCCAUGCGCUUCGCUCGCCGCUCUGUCAGCGAUGCUGACAUCCGCCGCUAUGAAAUGUUCGCACAGACUCUUCAGCAGAGUCGUGGAUUCGGUGGUAACUUCAGAUUCCCUGCUGGAAUGGCACCCUCCUCAGGAGGCGCCGCUCCUGCAGCUGGUCCACCUGGCGGUGCCGCUCCUACCGGUUCUGCAGCACCUCCAGCUGCUGCUGCUCCUGCAGCUGGUGACAGUCUUUAUGAGGAUGGGGAGGACGACCUGUACAACUAACUCAGCCGCUCCUCGUUUGCCUGGCAAGUCAUACCUUGCUCUCUCGCUGAGUGGGAUAGUGUCCGUCGGUGUUGCCCUAUCAAUUGAGCUAGCAGCAAGCAACACUGCAUGCGCACGCACAAUGAUAUAACAUACUAACUCUAGCUCGCCUGGAUGUGCUGCAUGUAUUUUAUAAAAGAUUCCGUUCUCCAUGCUCAACAUUUUCUUACUCGCACUGAACCGCUGCGUGCAAACUGAAUGGAAACUGUUAGUAAGAUUGCACUCUUUUAAUUUUUGAUGCAAUCUUGUGUUGCCCUUUCUCUUGUACAAUACUCGACUCAUCCUUCUUUUCACCCUCACUUUUGUGUUGGCCCGGACUUUACAGUUCAUUCCUUUCUCAUCCUUUCCCCGCUUUCCCUUCUGAUUUUAGGUUGCGUGCCCCAAUGAUUCCAUUUUAUUCCCGGCUGAAAUGGGUGCCUGGUGCAGAUGCUUGCUGCUAUCAUGCAUGCAUGCCUGGCACCUCCUCUCUGUGUGGUCUGAUGCAGAUGUUUGCUGCUAUCAUGCAUGCAUGCCUGGCACCUCCUCUCUGUGUGGUCUCGCGAGUUCAUUCUGUUUAUUUUUGUAUGUACAGCUGCAAUGAAUCAUCUAUCACCCCAUGUUGGUAUUCAUCUUGCAUAUUCCGGCAAUUACGUGUGUAUCAACUGUAGUAGGACCAUCUGCUCUGGCUGUUGGCUAGUCUAGUGUAUAAUAGAUGAUGAGGAUCUUUAUGUAGUUUAUCUA